AUGAUCGGAACGUCCACUGCUGAGUACUUCUUUAUUCGAACUUGCAUCCUAUUUCUUCAUAAUAUUGCACCUAUCAGUAUUUUAUAUAGCAUUCAGUUGCUCGUCGCACAAUUCUCUCACCUGCCAGUUUAUCUCGAACGCAUACCGUAUCCUAUCCAAACCUGGCUUAUUGCAGAGGCAGUCUUCUUCACUACUGUCUUCAUACCACUAAGAUGUGCUCUCCGCAAUUCUCCUAUCCACCACAGCCCUAUGUCUGCGGAGUCCAGAAAGAAACUGUUUACGAGUUGUUGCACGAAUGUGCCAAAUCCAGAGAAAUAUCUCCGCCGGUGGCUUAUGGUCUCAGAAGGAGAAGUCAUCAAGCGCGAUAACGUAAAGGAAUUUAUCAGAUGGUCGUUCUUCGGACCUGGAUAUACGUGGAAGCAGACCCUGCGGAAUGAGGAAGAAGUCGAGGCAUAUACAACAGAAAUGGAGAAGCUGAUUGGACGAAAACUGCUACCAGGAAGGAUGGAUGUGAAAAAUCUAGGACAGCUUCUAAAUGAAGCAGGCGGUUCACAGCGUAGUCUACUAUGUUUACUUAAGUGUAUUUUUGUGGUUGACACAAUAAUGUACUGCAAGAUGGUAUACCAUGGAUUCCACUUCUAUCGCGGCUCAGUCUCCCGAUUUUUUACCGUUUUUCCAUUUCGCCCUCCCACGAUACUCACGGCGUAUCGAUCCCCGGCGCGGCAUCUCACGUACUGGCAUCGACGGCAUACAUCCAAGAAACGUCUCCCCGUACUAUUCAUACAUGGCAUCGGGGUUGGGCUAUACCCUUACACGGGUUUCCUCCGGGACCUUAACAGGGAACUGGAGACCGGAGCGACCCACGACGACGACGGUGAGGUGGGCAUCAUCGCACUUGAGAUCAUGCCAAUAAGUUCGCGGAUCACUCAUCCGGCUCUAGCAAAGGAGGUGAUGAUUCACGAGAUUAUGGAGAUUAUGUCGUAUCAUGGGUGGAGCAGAUUCGUGCUUGUGUCUCACUCUUACGGUUCCGUAAUCGCUUCACACCUCCUCAAGUCUGAUCGGGCUGCUCCGCUCAUUGGACCUAUGGUCUUUAUUGAUCCGGUCGCAUUCCUCCUGCACUUGCCUGACGUGGCAUAUAACUUUAUAGCCCGCGAGCCAGCACGCGCCAAUGAAUACCAGCUCUGGUAUUUCGGGAGCAAAGACAUAGGAGUUGCGCAUACGUUGGCAAAAAGAUUCUCCUGGUCUGACAACAUCAUUUGGAAGGAGGACCUCGGGAUCAAGGACAAAGAAAACCAGCAGGAGGGUAGAAAUGUUACCGUUGUCUUAGGUGGUAAGGAUUUGAUUGUGGAUACCGAAUCGGUGGCGCGGUACUUGAUGGGCUCAUCAGAAGAAGAAUCCCGAUCAAUUGGCAAAGAAACAGCACGAGCAUGGAAAACCAGGCCCUGGGUUGGACGGGGACUUGAGCUGCUGUGGUAUGAACAGUUGGAUCAUGCGCAGGUUUUUGAUCUUGAAAGUACUAGACGACCAAUCUGCCACCCGGUCAAGGCUGGACACAAGAAGUUGAAUUAG
Molecule: messenger RNA, 1569 nt
Organism: Talaromyces rugulosus
Lineage: Eukaryota; Fungi; Ascomycota; Eurotiomycetes; Eurotiales; Trichocomaceae
Exons: 3
Coding region: 1-1569 (522 amino acids)
Source: RefSeq, a predicted model, not a curated record